AGCUGCUGGAAACGACUGUGUUGUUGGAAGGCAGAGCAGCGCAUUCCAAUGUCAAUUAAAUAAGCAAAAAUAAGAGUGAAGAAACGGAAAGAAAAGCAAGCUAGACGGACGAACCGCACCAUAAAAAACGAAACAGCAACCAGGCAGGUACAGAGGAACAGCAGCAACCAGCGAACUGCGGACUACGCAAUAAGCGAUAACGACCUUCCCACCGUCACCACCACCACCACCCCCUCGGAUCACACCAAUAUCCGCACUCCAUUUUGGGGAGAAGGAGCUGGAGGAGGAGCACCAUCAUCACUGCUCGCGAUGCCCCAAACGAGGGCUGCGGCCGCUGAGGCGGCGGCCGCCGGCAGUUCUAACGGUCAGCCGCUGGUAAAGAUCGGACAUUAUCUUCUGGGCGCCACCCUGGGCACUGGUACCUUUGGCAAGGUAAAGAUCGGUGAGCAUCAAAUCACGCGCGUCAAGGUGGCAGUGAAGAUACUCAAUCGUCAGAAGAUCAAGAGUCUCGAUGUGGUGGGCAAGAUACGCCGUGAGAUCCAGAAUUUGAAGCUCUUCCGGCAUCCGCACAUCAUCAAGCUGUACCAGGUCAUCUCCACACCCUCGGACAUCUUUAUGAUCAUGGAGUACGUGAGCGGUGGCGAGCUCUUCGAUUAUAUUGUAAAGCAUGGAAAGCUGCAGGAGCAUCAGGCCCGUCGCUUCUUCCAGCAGAUCAUUUCGGGCGUGGAUUAUUGCCAUCGUCACAUGAUCGUCCAUCGGGACCUGAAGCCGGAGAAUCUGCUGCUCGAUCACAACAUGCACGUAAAGAUUGCAGAUUUUGGACUGUCAAACAUGAUGCUGGACGGCGAGUUUCUCAGGACAUCGUGCGGUUCACCCAAUUAUGCCGCACCGGAGGUCAUCUCUGGCAAGCUAUAUGCCGGUCCCGAGGUGGAUAUUUGGUCAUGCGGUGUCAUCCUGUAUGCCCUUCUCUGCGGCACUCUACCCUUCGACGAUGAGCAUGUGCCCACGCUGUUCCGCAAGAUCAAGUCGGGCAUAUUCCCCAUACCCGAGUACCUGAACAAGCAGGUGGUGAAUCUGGUGUGUCAGAUGCUUCAGGUGGAUCCCCUCAAGCGUGCCAAUAUCGAGGAGAUUAAGAAGCACGAGUGGUUCCAGAAGGACUUGCCCGCCUAUCUGUUCCCGUCGUCCAUUGAGCAGGACUCCAAUGUCAUCGACACAUACGCUGUGGCCGAGGUUUGCACCAAAUUCGGGGUGAAGGAGAGCGAAGUGCAUAACUCCCUGCUAAGCGGAGAUCCACACGAUCAGCUUGCCAUCGCCUAUCAUUUGAUCAUUGACAACAAACGUUUCGCCGACGAUGCCGCCAAUCAGAUCAAUGAGAUAAAUAAUUUCUUUGUGGCUGGAUCACCGCCACCGCCGCCAAUGGCGCCACCUUUGCCCCAAGCCAACCUCGAUCAUUAUCAUCAGCAAGCGCCAUUGGCCACGGUGACCGUAGGUGGCGGUACAGCGGCCAGCUCGGGCACAGCCACACCUGUACCGCCCGCAGCAGCAGCAGCAGCACCUGGCGUUGGUACGCCCGGUAGUGCCGGCGGUAGCACCAUUCGUCCCCAUCCAGAACGUAUUGCACCGAUGCGUGACCGUCAGCUGGCCAUGUCCGUACAGACAUCGGGUGGCGGUGCCUUCCCGGAGAAGACGGCACGUGGCGGUACUCCAAUUAAGCGUGCCAAAUGGCAUCUGGGUAUUCGAUCGCAGAGCAAGCCCAAUGACAUCAUGCUGGAGGUAUACCGGGCCAUGAGGGCCCUCAGCUACGAGUGGAAGAUCAUCAAUCCGUAUCAUGUUCGUGUGCGGCGGCAGAAUGUCAAGACGGGCAAGUUCUCCAAGAUGUCGCUGCAGCUGUACCAGGUGGAUGCCAAGAGCUAUCUGCUGGACUUCAAGUCGUUGACCAACGAGGAGGUGGAGCAGGGCGACGAUGUCAUUAUGGAGAGUCUAACGCCGCCGCCGUUGAGUGUGGCAGGUGUGAUGCCGCUUCAGCCGACGGGUCAUCAUACCAUGGAGUUCUUUGAGAUGUGUGCCGCCUUGAUCAUACAGCUGGCACGAUGAGGAGGAUAAGGAGGAGAAGGAAAAGGAGGAGGAGCUGUUACUGCUGCUACUGUUUGGUGGUCUUGGAAUCUUCUCGGUUUUAUUUUUGGCGGUCUGCCUGGGGACCGCCCUGAGGAUUGACCAUUAGGACCCUUUAAGGAUGACGCGCACACAGAAGGAUCCCACAAAGGAAGAGAAGCAGAAACCGGAGCAGGAAGGCACUUAAAGAUCCUUCUUGCCUUGGCCACCACCACCUCUUCUCUUGUGCGAUCCUUUGUGUGAUGCUUAAAAUAAUCUAAUUAAAUUUUUUUGUAAUUCGAAUGCCGCCCCGCCGCCGCUUCUUCCGCUUUUUGCAAUUUUUUGCGUAGCUCGAUUUUGGCGGGGGGCUGAGCUUCAUCGAUCUUGUUUCUAUAUUCUAUAUAUUUCAGUUUAAACAUGUUGAAUUAUUAUUAUCACUAUUAUUAUUUUAACCGAACCAUGAAUCCAAUUUCUAUUUUGUAUUAACGAAGCGAAGGAUGUGUGUGUUGUUUAGCUUGUAAUAUCCCUGAAUAAAGCGAUCCAUCAAAUAAUCUAAAACAAA
Molecule: messenger RNA, 2653 nt
Organism: Drosophila serrata
Lineage: Eukaryota; Metazoa; Arthropoda; Insecta; Diptera; Drosophilidae
Gene: AMPKalpha
Product: AMP-activated protein kinase alpha subunit
Biological process (GO): protein phosphorylation; intracellular signal transduction
Cellular component (GO): cytoplasm
Molecular function (GO): ATP binding; protein serine/threonine kinase activity
Source: RefSeq, a predicted model, not a curated record